ACAAGCCCUUAUUCUUCUUGGCUGCCGCCAAGCACUCGCGUCUCUAUGGCUGACGACGGAGCAGCCGCCGGCGUAGACCCCUCUCCUUCCUCUCCCCCUAUCCAUCCGGCGGCACCGGACAACCCGCCCAUCGAUGCCGCAUCCUUCACCCACACCCCGUACUACUGUGAAGAAAAUGUGUACUUGCUAUGUAAGGAACUGAUUAGAGCUGGACUUGCUGAUCCUGCGGGCAAUGACCUUUAUGCUGUUUUCAUAUCAAAUGAGGAAAAGAAGAUUCCCCUCUGGUAUCAGAAAGCAAGUCGUACUAAUGAUGGAUUUGUCUUGUGGGAUUACCAUGUAAUCUGUAUCCAGUCUAGGCGAAACAAAGGAGAUGUUCUUGAUCUUGUUUGGGAUUUGGACUCCAGUCUUCCUUUCCCUUCUCCAUUCCUCCAGUACGUUGCUGAUGCCAUUCAACCACUAGCAUUUGGCGACUCCAUCUAUGCAAGACUUUUCCGUGUAGUUCAUGGUCCGGUAUUUCUUCGAUCAUUUGCAUCAGACAGAAGUCACAUGAAGGACCCCGUGGGGAAUUGGAUUGAGUUACCCCCAAAAUAUGAACCAAUUGUUGCGGAAGAUGGAAGCACAAAUAACCUGAAUGAGUACAUUGCCAUGACUAAUAAUGAUGUCGGAGACCUGGAAAGCAUGGUUAAUGAUGUCUACCACAAGAAACAUGGAGUGGUGAUAAACGAAACGUUGCUCCCCAUGUUCUUCUCCCGGUUGCCUGAAUGGCAUCCUUAAGAGGAGCCCUUUGAGAUAUCUUGAUUGGCUUGUCCCAACGGUUGAGUACUUGGUAGUGAAUUGAGAUCUUAUGAACCAGACGUACUGCCUAUCUGGAGUUUGUUAAUCAAACAGUAUCGCGCUUGUCUAAUGAUGUUGUGAUAGGCCAUAUAUUAUUUCGAAGUUAUUAUUACUGGUGCUGUUGAGUUACUCAAACCUGAAAUGAUGAAACUGUUUUGUCAGCAUUGUUUGAUUACUGAAUAUCAAGGACCCUAUCUACCGAA
Molecule: messenger RNA, 1037 nt
Organism: Triticum urartu
Lineage: Eukaryota; Viridiplantae; Streptophyta; Magnoliopsida; Poales; Poaceae
Product: amino-terminal glutamine amidohydrolase
Cellular component (GO): nucleus; cytosol
Molecular function (GO): protein-N-terminal glutamine amidohydrolase activity; protein-N-terminal asparagine amidohydrolase activity
Source: RefSeq, a predicted model, not a curated record